AUGUACGCGGUGGACAGAGAAGGAUACUGGUAUGUGCAGGAUGCUACCGGCAAUUUCGUUCUGCAGCCGAGCUACCAUCAGUACGGCCAUACUCCACACACUUCACUGUUCCCACUCGAUAGUCAGGGACGGUUCACGCUGCCAAUGAAUGCUCGCGGAGAGAAAGCAUUUCCGGUGGAUGCCAACAAUUUACCGAUAUUUCCAUACGAUACAACCACCCAUAUGCCGACAUUUCCGGUCGACGAGAACGGACAUCCAGUCUUUCCA
This is a messenger RNA of Gongylonema pulchrum, 267 nucleotides long. The record is from the annotation of a GenBank genome assembly. Lineage: Eukaryota; Metazoa; Nematoda; Chromadorea; Rhabditida; Gongylonematidae.